AUGUCGAGGAAUGCGUACCGUCAUGGGCUUCGACGAUGCGCAUUUACUCGAUUUCUUACCAUGACUGCUGGUCAUGUCAAGCUAGCCAGCCUGUUCUGGGAACUGAAACAGGUCUUGAUCUCAGAUGCUACACGGUAUUACAGCAUUCUUCUCAGCCGCGCUGGAGCCGGUGUUCAGGAGUUCCAGAUGAGACUGUUUGCUGAGCAGCCAACGGCGACCAUCUACAGCUUGGUGUUGGCUGGACACACCACCGUAACACUGGUGGAAAUCAAGAUAGAGGUGGUCAAGCUGCUCGAUACGGCCGUUUCCAAAGGGUUCAACAUAGGUCAGGACCCGACAGACAACCUUCUCGGCAUGGCUGAAGUACCAAGUGCCGGGGAGAACACCGACGUCGAGACGCUCAAGGCCUUCUUCCGAAAUCUCCAAAGACUGCAGGCCCUGGUGCGACUCCUGUAG
This is a messenger RNA of Aspergillus tanneri, 456 nucleotides long. RefSeq lists its product as uncharacterized. The record is from RefSeq and is a predicted model, not a curated record. The transcript has a single exon. Bases 1 to 456 code for a protein of 151 amino acids. Lineage: Eukaryota; Fungi; Ascomycota; Eurotiomycetes; Eurotiales; Aspergillaceae.